Messenger RNA from Pocillopora verrucosa, 2148 nucleotides. Lineage: Eukaryota; Metazoa; Cnidaria; Anthozoa; Scleractinia; Pocilloporidae. The record is from RefSeq and is a predicted model, not a curated record.
GAUCUUCGUGCUGAUCUAAGUUCAAUCAACAGAAAACGAUAACAAAAAUCCCCUACGCUUUUAGUCAUCAGCAGAAUUUUUGCACGAUUAUCACUGAGUCAUGUACGCUCUUCCUAUGUCUCCUCCUUCAACGCCUUCGUCGCCGUCUAAAGAGAUGGAAGAGGACACGAAUUCUGUGCAUUCGGAUGGUGAAGGUUGUCAAAGCGAAACGAGCGAAAAUGUCGACUUGGAUGCAGUUCAGUCUCUCCUUGCAAUGAGUCAAUGGUCGCCUCAUCUUCCAGAAAGGAAUACUCCUAGUCCUGACUCUGGGCUGUCUUCUAUAAGCAGAAAUUCGUCAAGCGCUUCGCUAAGCAGCGCGACUUCCGUUGAGGACGAACCAGAAAAGCAUGAAAACAACGGAGUUAAAGAAACAGCCGAUUUUGGAAUUCCUCGUGGCAACUCUGGACUUUGCUCUCCAACUUCGGGAAAUGUUACUUUAGGCGCGAUUUCUACUACAGCCGCACCUUCUGCAACAAUGUCUACCUUGCCUUUAAAAGUUUUCCCAAACGGAGUAAAUAUGAAUCAAGUUCUUCUGGCAAACGGCGGACCGAAUCUACCAGCUGGUGCUGUAGUUGUACUUUGCCCCGUAGCAGCCACAAACGGAACUGCCGCAGGAGUCAGCAACAUUUCACAGUUACAGCAGAGAAAUUUUGUUGUCACUCAAGCAGGACUUCUUCCCCAAUUUCAAGGACAGAAUCAACAAGAAACCGAGAGUGGAAAAAAUCAGCCCAGUCGCCGAAGGAAUCACGUUUGCUCGUUUGAAAACUGUGGUAAAACUUACUUCAAAAGUUCCCACUUGAAAGCCCAUAUGAGGACGCAUACAGGCGAGAAACCUUUUCCUUGCACAUGGGAAAACUGUGACAGGCGGUUUGCAAGAUCUGAUGAACUAGCUAGACACAGACGGACUCAUACUGGAGAAAAGCGUUUUGCUUGUCCCCUUUGUGGAAGGCGUUUCAUGAGGUCUGAUCAUUUAACAAAACACGCAAGAAGACACAUGACAGCCAAGAAAGUUCCAGGGUGGCAGUUGGAAAUGAAUAAACUGAACCAGGUUGCCACUAUGCAGCAGCCAGCAUCUAAUGGCACACAGCAGCCUAUGCAAAUUACAAGUAACUCUUUACCAAGUAUGGUAUUGCCAGUGUCAACUGUGAGCACAGCAACAUUACCCACUGGUACACAAUCAGUACAUUCAUGAUUAUGUAACAGUCAGAGAGAGAAAGAGGUGGGUCCUCUGUGGGCUGCGCUAUAAGCCAAGAGAAAACUACAAUGGUGGAUGUCAAGUCAAGCUUGGAUAGGAAAAUAAGUGAAGAACUGCCUCAUAUAAAUAUGAUAAACAUUUGUACAAAUUGAUGCUACAAUGAUCAAUCUUUUUAAGAACAACUUGGUCACACCGAAGACAGGCAUAAAUUUUUAACCAAGCAGAGGGAAUUUCUUCCCAAAUUUAAGUUAUGGUUGUUGUAUUAAUUGUAGUCUGGUUGGCCUCCCAUGCAGGAUCAUGGCAACUGUGUUGUGUUUUCAUGUUGAUUUCAUUUUGUGUUUGUCAGAAAUGGAUUAACAAAAAUGGAACUUGUCCAUUUACGUUAAGGGUCUUUGAAGAUUUGUUGGCUAGCAUGGCUGGUGUUGCUACAUUAGAAGAGUUUAAUAUAUUUGCUGUAAAUAAGAAAACCAAUUUAUUUUGUUCUGCAUGUUGAGUUUUCUGUGCAGACUGCCCAUAUUGGUGCCAGUGAAGUUAAGAAAUAAGUGUAAAAUCAGCUAAUUAAAAAAAUUAUCAAUUUUAAAAAGUUAAGUUGCUGAAGGUUGUGCUUGAAUUGUAGGUUUAAAUUUGUAACUUUGAAAAAUAUUAUGUAAGAUGUGUUCAUAAUUUCAUACUUAGUAUUUAUUUUAGGUUAAGGAAAACCAAACUGAUUCAAAACUUUUCCAAAAAAAUUGGACUGAAAUCUUGUGUACCUGUUACUUUUAACUUUUCAGGAAUUUCGUACGUAUAAUUUAUUUCGGUUCCUUUUCGUUGCAGUGAAAUAUACAUUACUAUACAUAGGUACGUGUAAAAAAAAAAUAUGAAAAUUUAAGUUAUGCUUUUUUUAACACUCUUACGCCGAUACAAGUUGUAAAUAA